This is a messenger RNA of Caenorhabditis remanei, 825 nucleotides long. RefSeq lists its product as uncharacterized. The transcript has 3 exons. Gene Ontology annotation, molecular function: protein binding. The record is from RefSeq and is a predicted model, not a curated record. Bases 1 to 825 code for a protein of 274 amino acids. Lineage: Eukaryota; Metazoa; Nematoda; Chromadorea; Rhabditida; Rhabditidae.
AUGACGACCUCAUUUCCUCUUCUCCGUCUUCCGUACCCCGUGCUUAAGCUUGUCCUGGAACAAAUGAAAUUUGUAGAAAGAAUUGUACUUUCUCUUCUCUCCAAACGUGCCAGAAUGUUCUUGAAACUUCUCAAAAUGAAGUGUAAGUAUAUCAAUUUAAUACUGGAUAGUAGCAGUAUCAAGAUGAACGUAUUUUUUGAUAAUAGUAAAGAAUUGAAAGUGGAUAUUUUGAUCCUUGGAUACCCAGAAGUAUAUUUUAAAGAAGUAUAUUUUAAACAUGAAUACGAUUACAUCGCUUGGCGGCCCUGUGCACUACCUCCAUUGGACUACUUCCUUCCGAUUAUGGACGUCACUCACUGCAAGUCGAUUAAGCAGUUCAUAAUUGUUGAAUUACCACAAAUCGGUAUUUUACUUGGAAAACUUACAAGACUCCUUGCGAAGCUUCCAGAAAUUGAUGAAGUUGUUGCUCAGAACACCUACCACAGCUCUCCGGAUUCGCCGCUUCUAAAAGUUCUGAGAAUGUUGUGGAUGAAUAAAGAAUGUAAUCAUCGACUGGAAUAUUUGCAAGUGGCGACAAGAAGAUUGCUAAGCAGUGAAGAAAUAAAUAUUCUUCUAAAAGGGCUCAACGCUGUUCAAGUUCCCAUUACAACAGAUAGAACAUUAGGAAAUAUAAAACAGUUCAUUUCGGAGGUUGAGGAUGAGAUGCUUAUUUUUGAAUAUGAUAUAACAAGAGACGACGGGAGAGCAGCGACAAUCAGAAUUGGAACUCGUGGAACUGUUUGUUUCUACGUUUGGCCAGAAUCUACAAAUCUUGAGCAAAAUUAG